AUACUUAUCACAUACAGAAGAUAUUGACAACAGCGCCCUGUUUAUGUCACGUGACUGCGUCUUGUUCUCACAUGACAGAGGACGUGACGUAACUGUCAUCUGAGAAACUGAAAACAGCGAUCGGAGCGAUUACAGCCUCGGCCUCAGGAUGGAUAUCAGAGGAGCCGUGGACGCCGCCGUCCCCACCAACAUCAUCGCGGCCAAAGCAGCCGAGGUCCGAGCCAACAAGGUCAACUGGCAGUCCUACCUACAGGGCCAGAUGAUUUCUGUAGAGGACUGUGAGUUCAUCAAGCGCUUUGAGAUGGCACGCGCUGAGGAGAAGCAGGCCAUUCUGACCAACGAAGGGCAUCAGUGUGCUAAAACCUUCCUCAACCUGAUGGCGCACAUCUCUAAGGAGCAGACGGUACAGUACAUCCUGACCCUCAUCAACGACAUGCUGCAGGAGAACCACCAGAGAGUGAAUAUCUUCUUCGAUUACGCCAAGAAGACCAAGAGCACCGCCUGGUCCCACUUCCUGUCCAUGCUGAACCGACAGGACGUGUUCACUGUCCACAUGGCGGCCACGAUCAUCGCAAAGCUGGCAGCGUGGGGUCGGGAGCUGAUGGAGGGCACUGAUCUGAACUACUACUUCAACUGGAUCAAAACCCAGCUCAGCUCGCAGAAGCUGCGUCUCACAGGUGCAGAAACAGGCUGUAUGUCGCUAAGUGAGAGCUCCCAGUACGUGCAGUGCGUGGCGGGCUGCCUGCAGCUGAUGUUGAGGAUUAAUGAGUACCGGUUCGCCUGGGCGGAGGCCGACGGAGUCAGCUGGUGUGGAUGUCUGCAGAACCUUCUGGAGAAGUCUGCGGAGCGGGAGACGCGGCAGGAGUACGCUCUGGCCAUGAUCCAGUGCAAGGUGCUGAAGCAGCUGGAGAAUCUGGAGCAGCAGAAGUACGACGACGAGGACAUCUCCGAUGACAUCACCGUCCUGCUGGAGAGGCUGGGGGAGAGCAUGCAGGACCUCAGCUCGUUCGAUGAGUACAGCUCGGAGCUGAAGUCCGGCCGGCUGGAGUGGAGCCCGGUCCACAAGUCGGAGAAGUUCUGGCGCGAGAACGCCGUCCGUCUGAACGAGAAGAACUACGAGCUCCUCAAAAUCCUGACCAAGCUGCUGGAGGUGUCGGACGACCCCCAGGUCAUCGCCGUGGCAGCGCACGACGUGGGCGAGUACGUCCGCCACUACCCGCGAGGGAAACGGGUGAUCGAGCAGCUCGGCGGGAAGCAGCUGGUGAUGAAUCACAUGCACCACGAGGACCAGCAGGUCCGCUACAACGCCCUGCUCGCCGUGCAGAAACUGAUGGUGCACAACUGGGAGUAUCUGGGCAAGCAGUUGCAGUCAUCAGAACAACCAGCAGCCGUCUCUGCCAGGAGCUAAAGAGUGUGUGUGUGUGUGUGUGUGUGUGAGAGAGAGAGAGAGAGAGAGAGAGAGAGAGAGAGAGUGUGUGUGUUUGUGUGUCCCUAUGUUAGGCAUAGAUGUGUGUCUGUGCUGUUGAAUGGUUAUGGGUGUGUGUCUGUGUGCUGUUGAAUGGUUAUGGGUGUGUGUCUGUGUGCUGUUGAAUGGUUAUGGGUGUGUGUCUGUGUGCUGUUGAAUGGUUAUGGAUGUGUGUCUGUGUGCUGUUGAAUGGUUAUGGGUGUGUGUCUGUGUGCUGUUGAAUGGUUAUGGAUGUGUGUCUAUGUGCUGUUGAAUGGUUAUGGUUAUGGAUGUGUGUCUAUGUGCUGUUGAAUGGUUAUGGAUGUGUGUCUGUGUGCUGUUGAAUGGUUAUGGUUAUGGAUGUGUGUCUGUGUGCGUGUGUUUGUAUGUACACACACGCGUAUGAUGGUUACAGAUGUGUUUCUUGUCUCCCUUGCUGUGUUUCUCUGUGUGGGGUCCUAUCUGCUGUGUGUCUUGUGUUAAGUUCAGCCUUGCAACCUCCUCUUCACCUGUUUACAUGCGUUUCCAAUUUCUUACAAUGAAGACCUACAUGGUGAUGUCACACGGGUUUCUGUGGCCGUGGCUGUAAAUUAUGUGACAGAUUAUUUAUGUCAGAGUUUUUAGACGCAGUAGAUGUGUCCAUUUGGGUGAAAUAAAGUCUUUGAACUGAACGG
Anguilla rostrata (American eel) is the source of this 2118-nucleotide messenger RNA. RefSeq names its product V-type proton ATPase subunit H-like. Gene Ontology annotation, cellular component: vacuolar proton-transporting V-type ATPase, V1 domain; lysosomal membrane. The record is from RefSeq and is a predicted model, not a curated record. NCBI's taxonomy places the organism in Eukaryota, Metazoa, Chordata, Actinopteri, Anguilliformes, Anguillidae. Gene Ontology annotation, biological process: proton transmembrane transport. The transcript has 13 exons. Bases 149 to 1408 code for a protein of 419 amino acids. Gene Ontology annotation, molecular function: proton-transporting ATPase activity, rotational mechanism.